AUGUCCUGCAGCCUUUCCGAGAACCGUAAAUUAUUUUCAAUUUUAACAGAACAAAUCAGCGACGCUGGAUUGUUAUCGUAUGUUGGUAUUUAUGGGGACAACGAAUUGCUAACGAUGUCAGAAAUUGAAAUUCCAACUUUUUCGGAGCAUUGGAACACAGCUGAUUUGGUGAAUUGGAUCAAUUCUAGAAAAGAAUCUGUUCAAGCUCUAUUGGAAACAGUGGAAGCAGAAAUUGGCAGAGCAGAAAGUUCAUUGGUGGAGAUGAAAAAUGAUUUUGAACGCAGCAAUAACGAAAGCAAUUUGGAAGAAUGUGCCAGAUCUUGCGCCGAACUUCGUGAGCGCCUAAAAUUGGUAGUGGAUGCCCAUGCCAAGGAACAGAUUGCCAAAGAAUUUGACGCUAUUGCGAUAUAUGAUAAAGCCGACAGACGUGCGGCCGAUCUUGUUAAAAUUUUGAUGGCUCGUAAGUUGUGGAAAGAAAAUGUUAUUAUUAUUGAGAAUUUGGACGGAAAUGAACCGGCACCGGAAAAUGUUGUUGUCAAUUUGCAAAAAGCACAUGAAUCUCUUUCUGAGUUUCUGGAUGUUCCGGAACGAGCAAAUUUUCUGGAAAAAAUAAAGGAUGUUUUCUUGAGUUGGUAUUCGACGCGCAUUGUGUUAGCAAUACAGUCGGAAACACCGGUGGAUGAUCUUUUGCCAAUCAAACAGAAAUAUGAAAUGUUGCGAAGAACUGAAGAUUUCAAUAGUGUUAUCAGUCACUAUGUAGAAGAUGAGAAUAAAUUUAAUUUUCAUGCAGCUGAUAAUUUAUCCGAUUUAUUCUUGGAUACUCGUAGUACUAUUAUUUCAAAUUAUAAACGGCUAAUGGAUGGAUGGGUAGAAAAAGUUUUGGAUACUGCAGAUGUUUUUUUGUCGAAUGCAUUUAGCGGAAUUAUCCUAAUGCGGGAAAAAGAAAUCAAGGAUGCAUGUAUAGAUACAAUUGGAAAGACUUUAGAAGAUGAUCUUUCUUGUUCGCAAACACUGAAAAUGAUUUUAAAAUUCAGAUUAGUAAUGUCGCAAUACUUGUCACGUCCCGAUGAUGACAAAUCCAUAGCAAAAUGCAUUACACAAUUUGGUGAACUUCUUAUGUUUUCUACUGCCGGUGAAUACACAAAGUUGGCGACGUCAUUCCUCGCUAACUAUUCAAAUAUUUCACUAGAUUCCACACAUACAUUUGUAUGCUUGGAGCAACUUUCUAAUAAAUUAUCACAGCUUAUUCAAGAAAGUAAUUAUUUAAUGCAAAUGGCCAAUGAAACAUUUGGCAAUAUCGCAAUUAUUUUUUUGAUACCAGCAUUUCGGACGAUGUAUGAAAAUGUAAUAUCGGUGUUGGAUAAAUUCUAUAAAACGCAUAUGAAUAGGAAUAAUGUUAAAGAUGAAGAUGUUUUGCGUUUGGUGAGCACAUCAGGACAGCUUUUGACAUGGAUUGAUAACGAUAAACAGCGACUGAAAGAUAUGUUCGAACAAUUAGGGGUUGCUGAGGCAGAUCCUGCUAUCAGCAGAUUAUCGGAGAAGUUGUACAGUGAAAUUUCAAAUUUUCAAGACAAAUCUGUUAAAGGAGAGUGUGAUAUUAGCUUGGCAAAAGCGCGUACAGAAUUUCGGAAAAUGAACAAGCGAUAUGUUGCGCGUGCUGUGGAAGUGCUUUCACGUACCCUGGUGAAAGAUAUGGAAAACGGCUUACGAAGCAUUAUAUCGGAUAAAAAUAUUGAGAAUGCUAAAAUGAAAGAAAGCACAAAAGUACUAUCGUUUGGAACUUCACCCAAUGAAUUUGUAACUGCAGCUGGUGUGGCACUCCUUUCCUUGGCUCAUCAAUUGUCCGUCUAUUCCCAGGAUAGCAAUAUGGCUUCAGCUAUUAUGUUUGCUGCAAAAUUAGAAGUUAUAGAUGAUAUUCCAUCAUGGUGGGUUGGUAAAUGUGCACUUGCUGUGCAAGAAUGUUUUGUUGAUACGGUUGGUGAUAUUGGCGAAUAUUCGAGUUUGCUAUGCCGACAACUUUCAGUUGAUUAUACAUAUUUGGCUGAUGUAUUCGAGGAUUUGGGAACGACAAAAAUGUCGGAUUUUAUUAAUAUGCAACAGAUGUUCUCCAAUGCGGGAUAUCUUGAAUCAUAA
Molecule: messenger RNA, 2133 nt
Organism: Cercopithifilaria johnstoni
Lineage: Eukaryota; Metazoa; Nematoda; Chromadorea; Rhabditida; Onchocercidae
Source: the annotation of a GenBank genome assembly